Molecule: messenger RNA, 5162 nt
Organism: Chara braunii
Lineage: Eukaryota; Viridiplantae; Streptophyta; Charophyceae; Charales; Characeae
Source: the annotation of a GenBank genome assembly
GGCGGGAAGAGGUGCAUGGGCAGCGCGGGAGUUGUAGGCGGUCAGCUCGGUCGUUUCUGCUCGAAAGGGCCAGCGGGAGAUCGGCUGCGCGCUCUUCGAUUCCCCCGACUUGCCAUAGCCCAAGCUGCCAUGUCGUGAACGGGACGACUGUUUCGAGUGUAUUGUCCUAUGUAGGUGCUGUUGCUGGUGGAGGCAUUGUUCGUUCGUCUACCUGAAGAGGAGAAGAGCGAAUAACUGAACACUGUUAAAUUAGUUUGGAGGGAGAAAAGCAGAGUGCGGGGAGGGGACAAUGGCGACCGCCCUGUCCGGCAGCAUAGCCCGCAUAGUCCCAUCGGUGGACAUAGGCUCGGGACUGGAUCGGCAUCACGAUCCUGGGGAACGGAGGAGUGACCGUCUUUCUCUUCGAGCAGGAGAGUUUUCAUCGUCUUUGGAGUCGCUCUCAGCCUCUCAUUGCCAGUUUCUGCGCAGUUCGACUGUGGCGCGCAAGUCUAUUGUCAGCGCAAGUCUGGGAUCAGCGCAAUCGUCGUCAGUAGGAUGUGGCGGCGCCAAGUUUCUGCCAGCGUUGGCAGUAUCCGAGGCUGGAGGGUCGGGGAGAUCGUCAGGUACUCAGGCGCACGGAAACUCUCGCCGUAGCGUGAGACGCCAAGUGGCGGCGCCCCGCCGCGUUUCUGAGGUUAGCACGGACGAGAGCACGGCCGAUGCUCUGGUCAAAGGAAAGAAUGAAGUGCAGGAAUGUAUAGACUGCGGGCUAGAUCGACAUCAUCUUCUUCGCAAUCCGACCCUCAACAAAGGCACGGCAUUCACGCCAGAUGAGCGAGAUAUGAUGCGGAUUAGGGGGCUUCUUCCUCCCAAAGUCGAAGCGCUCGAGGCACAGGCCAGGCGUGUGAUGGGCCAGCUGAAUGCCUCAGCGGACACACUGAACAGGUAUAUCAUUCUGUCCGGCCUCCAGACGACGAAUGAGACUCUGUUCUACUAUUUGCUCAUCAACUACUUGGAGGAGCUACUUCCGAUCGUAUACACACCAACGGUUGGAGAGGCAUGUCAAAAGUUUGGCAAUAUUUAUCGUUCUGCACAAGGGAUGUACUUCUGCACAGAGGAUAAGGGGCAUAUCAGGAAGAUGCUGGAUUAUUGGCCUCACGAGUCUGUUGACGUGGUGGUUGUAACAGAUGGUGGAAGGAUCCUGGGUCUGGGAGAUUUGGGUGCAAAUGGUAUGCCCAUUCCCAUUGGCAAACUUUCGUUGUAUGUUGCGGGCGGAGGCUUCAAUCCAGUAGGGACGCUUCCCGUUCUCCUCGAUGCUGGAACGAACAAUGAGGUGCUUCUGAAUGAUUCUCUUUAUCUGGGCUCUCGACAUAAGAGGAUCACAGGGCAGCCAUACCUGGAAUUUGUUGACGAAUUUGUGAAUGCGGUGAAGGACAAGUGGCCUAAAGCGCUUAUCCAGUUUGAAGACUUCAACACGGAGUCAGCGAUUACCAUCCUGAAGCGUCACCGAUACAGCUGCCGGUCCUUCAACGACGACAUUCAAGGAACCGGUGCUGUCAUUGCGGCAGGGCUUAUCAAUGCGUCGAAGGCACAGAAGACAUCACUGAGAGACGCUGUGAUUUUAUUCUAUGGAGCGGGAUCUGCAGCCGUGGGGGUAUCAGAAACUAUAGUUGCACUUCUCAAGGAGGAAGGGCUGAGCACAGAGGAAGCAAAGAGCAGAAUAUACAUGGUUGACCGAAAGGGAUUGAUCACAGCGGAUAGACCGGGCGGGAUGGAGGAGCACAAGAAGGUGUUUGCCCGGCACGACAUGCCAGCAAUGCCAGAGGGGACAACUCUCGUGGACAUCAUUGCAAAAGUUAAGCCGACAGCACUUCUUGGACUGAGUGGUAAUCCGGGUGUGUUCACAAAGGAGGUGGUGGAGGAGAUGUGCAAGUGUCAUCCACGGCCAGCAAUUUUCCCGCUGUCGAAUCCAACGAGCAAGGCCGAGCUUACCGCAACCAACGCUAUAGAGUGGUCGAAGGGACAGGCUAUUUUUGCAGCAGGGUCACCUUUCGGCCCAGUUCAGUAUAAUGGGAAGACAUACGUACCUGGACAAGGAAACAAUAUGUUCAUUUUCCCCGGAGUUGGGCUUGGUGCUGUGCUUGCUCAAGUGGAGAUGGUGACGGAUGGCAUGUUCAUUGCGGCGUCACGGUCUUUGGCUGAUUCUGUUUCUGAUGAGGAUAUAAGCAGUGGGAAGGUGUUCCCAUCAGUAUCCCGUGUUCGCGAAAUCAGUGCUGAUGUAGCAUCUGCUAUUAUGAAGAAGGCGUUUGAUGACAAUCUUGCUGGCAUUGACAGACCGGCUGACAUAAAGGAGUUUGUGAAGCGGAGUAUGUACCAGCCUCAAUAUGUCUCCAAUUUCUGCAGACCGAGGUCGAUUUCAAGCGUUUAGGAUUAUGUUGACGCCAGCGAAGUACAUUGGAGCACCGAAGGUUUAGUAAUGGGUAGACGGAGAGGCGGACCUUGUGAUGGUGAUGCGUGCUCUCUGUCUAUGAUUCAUGAUGGGAAUCCCAAAGGGUCUGGCUAGCCCUGUGUGAAGAGGGAGAAGGCCCAUAUGCUGUGCUGCUCUUCGUGGCCGCGCCACGUGGGUCUUACAGCUUUUUUUGCUGAUGCCAACCUUUCCUGUUUUUUGUCUUGAGGUAGCAUUUACCUGCGGUUCCGGGGUGGCAAGAGCACCACUGGGAUCGAGGCGCUCUAGCAGCCAGCUCUGAUGCUGCGAGUUUUUUUACUUUUUGCUUAUUCAUUCUUUCCUUUUUUUGGUGUACUAGGUUCUAGACUCGAGUUAUUCUGUUUUCGGUUCACCGAUAUUUUUUUGACAGACGAAAGCCUGAUAAUGUAGUGUGUUGUCGUAGGAUUCUGUUUUGUCCUUCUUCCCUUCUUCCCUUCUUCCCCCUUCUUCCCCCCCCCAAACACACACACACACACACACACAAGUCCCUAUUGAAUUCUUUGUUUCUUAGCUUCCACUCGCAUUAUUCCCUAUUGAAUGCAGAAUUCUUUGCAUCUGCCCAUAGCCUCAUACUAUUUCCUAUUGAAGGCAUGUGUCUUUGCUUCCACUCACACUAUUUCCAUAUUAUUAGCAUUCUGAUUCCCUAUUCAACAAACACAAUUUUUUGCAUCUGCCAAUACUAUUUCCUAUUGAAGGCAUGUGUCUUUGCUUCCACUCUACUAUUUCCAUAUUAUUAGCAUUCUGAUUCCCUAUUGAACGAACACACAAUUACUUGCUUCUACUCGUACUAUUUCCUAUUGGACGCAUGUUUGUUUGCUUCCACUCACAUGCACUAUUUCCCUGUUGAAUGCGUCAACAACCUAACCAGCUACCAGUUGAUGUGUUCGGAAUCUCGGAUCCAAUUUUAUUUUCCACUUACACCACUGAACACCCCUGAAACCCACAAGGCUUCCUGCUCCCAUCCUUCAAUAACCCGAGAUGCGCGUUUCCAAGAAGAAAGCGACCUUUAUCUGCAUGUCUGCGCCUGUGUUUGGUAUGGGCUCUUCCCCCCCUGAAUUUCUAUUUAUCAGCUUGGUCGCGCUGACCGCUGAUCUCUAGUAUCAGUGACAUCCACAGCAUUUGCAAACCCUUCCUCCUUCCUUUUCCCCUUCUAUCCCCCUUCCCCCUUAACCCAUCUUAACCACACCAGCAGGAGGCAGAAGGGGUGUGUCAUCUACAACCACGUCUAAGCUUUGUGCUGCUAUGUUUUUGGCGCAAGAGAGCAUGAGAUGCGUGUGCUGCAUCGGAAUGAAGCCUUGCGUUUUUGGAGUGUGGCGUUUCUGGUCGCGGCAAGUCGUAAAACGUUUUUAAGGACUAUGUCACAUAAGUCGUGCUGGUCAUGUCACUCGUGUUAUGGCACUUCUCUCGAUGAUCCAGCAUAAGUGGUGCUGGUCAUAUCACUCGUGUUACAUCCCUCCCGAGUCCCUACCUGUUUACGCGUUGGAAGCGGCCCCCUUCUCACUGGGGUGAGGCCCGGCGAGUGUUUACGAUGAUGCUGUAUGGAUGAGUUGCAAGAGUGUCGUUUCGGACAUCCCAAGGUGUGUAGUUCUGUCCUGAGAAUGAGGAAACGUAGGUGUUUUUUGUUCUUCUCCCUGUGGAAGUCUCCUGGGAACAAGGAAAUGUAGGCGUUUUUCUCUCCCCGGAAGGCUUGUUGAGAAUUUGUGUUUGUGCUGCGCUUUGUGUUAGCCCGAUCGUGUGUUGGACUGGGGUUGCGGCAGUCCUUGGUUUUGGCUCCACUCGUCUGUUCGUCGGCGAUUGGCACUACGGAAAUGUCUGGACGUAUCGCCAAAGAUGAGCAGGAGUGACGCUCACGGCAGGACAGGUUGUCUUCAAUGCAUGUGAGAGCAGAGAACGUCUGCAGCCGCCAUCCCUAAGCGGGUGUGCACAAGGUUAGGUAAUGUCUGCGCAACGACCCAACGAUGUAGGUGGUAUGUUUUGGUUUGCCAGUUUGAAUUGGUUGAAGAGGAUGACUAGCGAACCAUACGAAACCGACUCUAUGUGCUGCAUUACCCUUUCGCGAAAGAACUGACAAGAGUGCUGGUCAGUUCUGCUGAUGGUGAAGGAGGUUUGACAGUGUCACAGUGUGGGCUAGACGCUGGAGUUUGUGGUUGGCUAUAAGAAUGGUGGCAGGUAAUCGUGGUCAUUGGCAUGGCCGCGUGGGUAACCGUGGCCCUGACCAAAUGUAUUGUGGUCAUUGGCAUGGCCGCAUGGGUGACUGUAGCCCUGACCAAAUGUAUAUCUCCAGAGUUUGACCUAAGGAUUGAUACAAGGAUGAAGUCCGAUGAACUCGUUCUAUGUGACCAGAAAUGUUUCACAAGAAGUGCACUGAACGUUGUGGAAAUGUCUUAGUGCGUGGUUCGGUGAACUGGUUCUUGACUCCUUAUCCGUUUGUCCUCCUUAGAGAAGGACGGACGUGGUUUCUAGAACGUGCCUAUAUCGACUCAAUCGGUUGACGAGUUUGACAAGUGUAAAGUCAGUAGUUCAAAUCUACCUAGGCCCACUCUGCUCUUUUAGAGGCUCCACUACGGUGAUGCUUGUAUUGCGAUCCUAAAAUUCAUUGCGUCAUGCUGGGCCCGUUUCCCAGCACGUGCUGCUCCCCAUGCUUCCGCAAAUAGGGUGGAGCUUCUUUUGAAGUGAAAAACAAAGGUCUGCUUUUGUG